AUGCCCGCCGUCGGCACUGCCGACAAUGAGGACGACGUUGCACGCCUAUCUCCUGGUGCGGAGUUUCGGGAAGAACCUGGUGAUCUUGUGCCCAUGUGGUCUGCUCUGAGAACUCACCCCCUCAUGGUGCAGAGAAAGAGUUCCGUUGACAACUUUUGUGAUCUUCGGUUCCAGGAGAACCUCCUCAUCACCAUGGUGGGCGUUGAUGAUAUAGAAAUGGCACGUGCUAGUGUGGCUGUGGACAAGACGUUCUUUCAGGGGAACUUGUUACAAAUCGAAUCCCACCUCUAG
This is a messenger RNA of Penicillium samsonianum, 291 nucleotides long. RefSeq lists its product as uncharacterized. The record is from RefSeq and is a predicted model, not a curated record. The coding region runs from base 1 to 291 and encodes 96 amino acids. Lineage: Eukaryota; Fungi; Ascomycota; Eurotiomycetes; Eurotiales; Aspergillaceae. The transcript has 2 exons.